ACGACGGGAUUAGCAGCUCACAACACGGAUGCGUGACCAGAUCAACACCACCCUCACGCGCCUCCCUCAUAAGUGAGCAUUACCGCUCCUGUCUCCUCACUAAUUGGAAUUGCAUGUGUUCGGUGCAUUAGUCGUAGAGGUGAAGGAGACCUGGAUCCCACCCCCCUAUACUUGAUCCGCUUUGCAGCGACGGAGGAGGAGGAGGAUUGUGGGAUUGCCUGAGCGUGUGUGCGGAAUUGAUUGCUCCAUCGCCGCGAGAUGGAGUCGCACAAGGUGAAGAAGAAGAACCGGGUGCCCAUCCGGGCUCUGAUCCAAGUUGCUAGCGUUGCGGCUGGGGUGCAAUUCGGUUGGGCUUUGCAGUUGUCGUUGCUGACGCCUUAUGUGCAGGAGCUCGGUAUCCCGCACGCAUGGGCGAGUUUUAUCUGGCUGUGUGGACCGAUUAGUGGCAUGAUCGUGCAGCCCAUUGUGGGGCAUUACAGUGAUAGCUGCACGAGUAGCUAUGGGAGGAGGAGACCGUUUAUUCUCUCCGGUGCGGCCCUGGUGGUCGUGGCGGUGCUCAUCAUCGGGUACUCUGCUGAUCUUGGGUACCUCCUGGGUGAUGAGCUGAUGGGCGCGACCCGCCCGCGUGCUGUGCUUAUCUUUGUGUUCGGGUUCUGGGUGCUCGACAUGGCGAACAACACCCUCCAAGGUCCCUGCAGGGCGCUGCUGGCGGAUUUCACUGGCAAGGAUCAGAAGCGGAACCGCAGGGCCAACGCAUUCUUCUCGCUGUUCAUGGCCCUUGGGAACAUUCUGGGAUUCGCAACUGGAGCGUAUGAUGGAUGGUACAAGGUCUUCAAAUUCACCCAUACCAAGGCUUGCGACAUUGCCUGCGCCAAUCUGAAGUCCGCGUUCCUGUUGGGGGUGACUAUAUUGUUGAUCACCACAUUCUUGAGUGUGACGGCGGCCAGCGAGAUUCCGUUUGAUCCCAAGAAUGCGGUCAAGAGAACAGCUUCGAAGUCCGUGACGCAACCUCUGUUGACUGGUAAGCCUGCGGAUGAGAUCUCUAGCAGUGCUGCGGGUGGUGAAUCGUCGGAUGAUGAUGAUGAUGAAGACGAGCACGAGUCCGAGGCGCUGUUCUGGGAGCUGAUGGGAGCUUUGAGGGACCUCCCAAGGCCAAUGUGGUGCAUUCUCUUCGUCACGGCGCUCACUUGGAUCGCGUGGUUCCCCUUCCUUCUCUUCGACACUGACUGGAUGGGACGGGAGGUUUACGGCGGAGAGCCUUCUGAUCCCAUCAGGAGCAACUUUUACUACGAUGGUGUGCACAUGGGUUCGCUUGGGCUGUUGCUGAACUCCGUCGUGCUUGGUCUGUCCUCCCUCUGCAUCGAUUUCGUGUGCAGGAAGCUUGGGUCCAGCUACGUCUGGGGAAUUGCCAACGUGAUCAUGGCGGCCUGUUUCAUCGGAACUGGUGUGGUAACGCGUGCCGCGGCUCAAGCAGCAGCGCUCAACCCUGGUGCCGGCCCACCUGAUUACGUGAUCUACUCCGCUCUGGUGAUAUUCUCAAUUCUGGGAGCUCCCCUCGCGGUGACGUACUCAGUGCCAUACUCACUGACAGCAACUUACACAGAGAAAGUGGGCGGUGGACAGGGCCUGUCUGUGGGCCUGUUGAAUCUCGCUAUCGUCGCACCGCAGAUGGUUGUGUCCGUGGGGAGUGGGCCUUGGGACGAGCUCUUCGGCGGAGGCAACAUGCCAGCCUUUUUGUUUGGAGCUGGAGCUGCCUUCAUUGGUGGUAUUGCUGCCGUGCUUCUUCUGCCCCGCCCCCCGCCGGAUUUCACCACCCGGAACAGUCUUCGCAGGACUCACAGCUCCCCCAUCCCUUAAAUCCAUAUAGAUUGUGAUAUCUGAUGCAUAGUGCCUUCGUUUUUUCUGUAGAAGGCUCGAAUUAUGGUAGAUCGUUGCGACAAAAAAAACCUAAUUAAUCUGUCGUCUAAAAUGUGGACUGACAGCGUGGUCUUCCGUCUAUUAGAGUUUUAAGUGUUAUAUUAUGUAUGAUAGAAUAUGCUGGUUUGGCAAGUGAUAGGAUGUUGAAUUGGGCAUAGAGACAGCAGGACCAUGCUACACCAAGCUAUCAAAGCUUUUUUGUGCAAAGCUUGAGGCCUGAAAUUGAAAUGGAAUGCAAAUUCUGUUGCAGAGCAUUACUUUUGAGGUUCCA
Molecule: messenger RNA, 2188 nt
Organism: Physcomitrium patens
Lineage: Eukaryota; Viridiplantae; Streptophyta; Bryopsida; Funariales; Funariaceae
Product: sucrose transport protein SUT2
Cellular component (GO): vacuole; plasma membrane
Molecular function (GO): sucrose:proton symporter activity
Source: RefSeq, a predicted model, not a curated record